Messenger RNA from Cutaneotrichosporon cavernicola, 873 nucleotides. RefSeq lists its product as uncharacterized. Lineage: Eukaryota; Fungi; Basidiomycota; Tremellomycetes; Trichosporonales; Trichosporonaceae. Bases 1 to 873 code for a protein of 290 amino acids. The transcript is spliced from 2 exons. The record is from RefSeq and is a predicted model, not a curated record.
AUGGCCGACACGAACGAUGCGACCAAUGGUCCUACCAUCGAUCACCUCGCGUACCCGCACGUCAUCGAGCGCGUCCUGCAGUUCGCGGACGCGCGCACUCUGCUAGCCUUCAGCCGCACUGCCCAAGCGUAUCGGCCCUGUGCAGCCGUCGCGACGCGCCACAUUGUCGUCGAGCCAUGCGGCCGCUCUCUCGCUCUACGCAGCUCGCGCGGUUCACUAGGCAUCGAGGUCGAACCGCAAGCCCACCACAUCCCGGCACACGCGCACAUCCCCAUGGCGAGUCUGACCCACACCCGAGUCCUAGACUUUAUCGGUCCCGUUGGCCGCAAUGCCCCUCGCCUUCUCCAAUCCAUUCCCGCCGAUAUCGUUCGCGUAAUCCAGCGCGACGGGAUAGCGAGGCAUAACUUUGUCGCGUUCAAAUCAACAACCACCAUCGUGUUUGGCGACCUCGUCCUACGGUCUGAUGCGCACGUCUCGGCGUACUGGUCUGGACCGGGAGUGCCCCCAAAUACGAGGCUCGUGUGGAACAUCAAGGGCAUUCGGUCCGGGUCGCCGGUGACCAACAAGCUCACGGACAAGGGGCUGCGUGAGAUGGUGCUCCACUUUUCUAUUGAUUCAAUCUGCAAACUGCAGCCGGAAUGGUUCGAUUUACUCUCAAAGUGGAUUAUGAUCUUGUCCAAUCUAGAGGAGAUUAAGAUGCGGUUCGUUGGCUUGGACGAGCUGCUUGAGCGGCUCGACAUGCCACCCACGAGCAUCUGGAUCUUGGCACGAGGCAAGUUGGGCAAGCGCGCAUCGUUCAUCUCGGCGGAGGCGUAUGAGUUGGAGGUGGGGAGGGAGCAAUACGAGCUGGAGACGUGUGAGGAGCUGUGGUAA